This is a messenger RNA of Ananas comosus (pineapple), 2557 nucleotides long. RefSeq lists its product as uncharacterized. NCBI's taxonomy places the organism in Eukaryota, Viridiplantae, Streptophyta, Magnoliopsida, Poales, Bromeliaceae. Bases 1154 to 2392 code for a protein of 412 amino acids. The record is from RefSeq and is a predicted model, not a curated record. The transcript has 10 exons.
GAGCCCUACCCGACUAACAGAGCUAGAGGCACCCCUACUGCAGGUACUAUUGACGCUUCGUAUAAAGGGGAAAUUCCUGUGUAUACGGCGGAUUUGUCGGCGUACCCGGAGAACGAGACAUCCGGGGCAUGACACAUCGUACAAACACCCACAUAGAUAUUUUAGUGGGCCACAGAGCAUUGGGCACGAAAAGAUCAGUGUCUGAAGAGUUCAUCAAUGAUUGGGAUAAUAAAAGGCUAAAUGCAGGGCAUGCAAUUCGGCUCAACAUGUGGUGCCCAGUUCUUUAUUGCAAUAAUCCUUACUUAAUUAACCCAGGCCCCCAAUUUAGAAUACCAAACUUUUGCUUUCCCUUGCUUUGUAAUGUAUAUAUAAGUGUAGUAAUGACACAUACUGCAAACGUUAUUUAUUAAGUACUUAUACUCCUUUUGUGUGGCUUAAUUUACCUAACCAAAAGCAUCUUUCGUGUUAAUUAACUUAAUUAAUUCCAUCAUCAACAAAUUUUUUCUACGCAAACUUUUUUGUUUUCCUUUCUAAUUUGCUAGGCUAAUAGGGGCCAACACUGUAAAAAAAGUGAGUUCUUAGCCACUAUAUAACAAUCGUCUUUUGUGAAAUCAUUUUGUGGCUUGAUUGAGCUGUAGCCUCCAAAAGCUUCAGUUAGAUGCAUCUGCAUUGGAUCCGCGAGCAAAUGAUUAAAAUGAUUAAUAGCUCUGCAGAUUUACUUGCAAUGUGUAAAGAAAAGGGAUUCUUUGUAGUAGUUCUAUUUUUGUUAUUUGCAGGUAAGCAUGAAAUCUUGUUUUGCUGCUGAUUUUAGGAGUUUAUAAGAUUGUAGAUCUUUUCCGUCGGCUUUUGUAUAUAUUUUUGGUGGAAUUUAAGUGGGAGAGUAUGAUUGUGUGAUGAUGUUGAUUUGGGAAGUUUUGCAAACAAGAUAUCAAACCCUUGUUAGUCCUUCUGAUUCUAUUUUUGGUUGUGCAGCAUAUAAGCAUUGGAGAUGUUUGUUAGCAGAGGUGAAGGAUCUCUCUCUCUCUCUCUCUCUCUCUCUCUCUCACCUUAGGUCCAAUAGAACUGUUUUAGGGACAAGUCAGUACCUGAUCCGCCAACUGCCGUUCUCCUACAUAGGAUUCUAGGCUGCAGGAAGAAUUUGGGAAAUUACAAAAUGUCCUCGAGCUCUCGAAGAUUGCGCAAUUGCAAUAUUGUCACUUCUACCUCUCAAGAUGACUUACAAGGUCAAGAACCAGUAGGAGAGAAGCAAGUACCAUCUUACUCGAAAACCUCGACAAAUUCAAGUAACACCGAGAUUGAAAAUAACAAUCAAAAUGAGUUGUUUCUUUGGAUCAUUGGUGCAGAUAAAAAUCGACGUAAGAAGCGAGGAAGAACAACACUGGCAGAUGUGUGGAACCUUCUUGAAGGAGAAAGGAUUGAUGUGGAAGUUGAUAAAUACGGGGUUCCAUGCACCUAUGCAGGAUCGGUCCUUGGAUCAUUUUUAGGAGUAAUCGCGAAGAAUGGAACGUUUGCUCCUUUAAAUAUUCCGCGGUGGGAUAAUCAAACAUUUAAUCCAUUCAAAGAAAAAAUGCUAAAGCAUAUUGAGGCGAAGUUUAGAUAUCCCGAGGGAACAAGACAUUGGGUGUUGGCAUCAUUGAACAAAAAAUGGAGAGAUUACAAAAGUGAAUUAAAAAGUGAAUACUUUUCAGAUGAUAAACCGAUCCAAGAAUUAGUUAACAAUGUGCCACUUGGUGUGAUUAGAGAUCAAUGGACUAGUCUAAUAGCACAUUGGUCCACUGAGGAAAGUAAGAACCUUUGUCGAGUUAAUUCAACUUCUGCAAAAUUGGUGAAGAUGGUGCACACAUCGGGCAGAAAAAGUUAUGCAAGGAAGCGAAAGGAAAUGGAAAUUGCUCUUGGCAAAGAACCGGAUCGGCUAACUUUUUGGGAGGUAACUCAUAAGAAAAAUAAUGGAAAUUUUGUGAAUGAGGAUGCGGGGAAAAGUUUGGAUGCAGCACGUGCAAAGUUUGUUACACUUUCACAAGGUUCCGAAUCUGACACAAACAAUUUAAUGGACAAAGCCUUUAUAGAUAUCAUGGGCCCUGAACACAAUGGCCGUGUGAAAGACUUAGGAUUGGGACCUACGCUAAGAUCAUAUUAUGGCGUGAAGCAUAUAAACUUUCCUACAACAAGCGAAUCAAGAGAAGGCCAACCAGGAGAAGUAGAAAAGCUUAAAGAAGAAAUGCAAGAGAUGCGAGAUGAAUUGCAUCGACUUAAAACACUAUUUUCGGAUACAAUAUUGCUCAAUUCUCGAGUGGUUGCGGGCGAUAAUAAUUUGGUCGAUGCGCUUUCUCCGAACAUUCAUUCAUCGAAUGCGAGUCACGAGCCUACAAAUGGAGGACAUCAAAAAAGCUAAUUAAUUUUUUGUAAACAGUUGACAACUCAAGUGUUGACUAAUUUUGGAAGUGUUUAAACUUUACAUUACCUAGUUAUGUUGCUUCUAUGGUAUAGACUUUGAAUGAGGUCAUGUUUUGGAUUAUACACUAUCUUAAAUUAUGAAUUCUUGUGAAUGUGAACUUUA